Molecule: messenger RNA, 1620 nt
Organism: Postia placenta MAD-698-R-SB12
Lineage: Eukaryota; Fungi; Basidiomycota; Agaricomycetes; Polyporales; Adustoporiaceae
Exons: 3
Coding region: 1-1620 (539 amino acids)
Source: RefSeq, a predicted model, not a curated record
AUGUCAAGUCAAGCUCUCCACAAUGACUUGAUCGUGUCAACUAUUUUUCAACAAUUCUAUCUCCCCCCUCAUGGCUGGGCACGCCGAACAGAAACCGACUCAGCGGAUGUGGCGCGCGCCGCUCGCGUCAGUAAAGCAUUCUCGGAACAUGCAUUGGACGCCCUGUGGAAGAAGUUAUUCGACUGGGUCCCUCUCAUGAGGCUUCUCGACGAUUCCGUUCGCCAGAUACGCUCGCCCAACCGCAUAGAAAGCACCUGGGUGAUAUGCGCCCGCAUACCGCCUGAGCGCUGGGAGCGAUUCAGGUUGUACGCCCGCCGCAUCGGGUUCUUUUCGCGGAGCACUGGGCCCUUCACUACAAUCCAUCCCUCCAUGUUCUCGCUUUUCCAGAAGCUCUCCGGUAGCCAGUCCCUAUUUCCAGCUCUAACCUCAGUAGAUUGGACCCAGACGGACGUCAAGUAUGGGGCAGAGAUUAUGGUGUUCGCAUCAGAGUUUCUUCGAAAGGCCAACUUCCAAUAUACCCUGCCCCAUAACCCGGGACUACGCGAAAAUGGACCGGGAGAGCAGGAUUAUGUCAUAGCAAGUGUCCUCAAUGCCUUUUCCUCCCAAGUUCCUCUCCUACGGAACUUCAUCCUGUCUGCCGCAAUUCAUCCCGACGCACUCGACUUUUCUGGCUUCCGGAACCUUACGGAGCUCACGCUACGUCUUCCUUUUUUCACCUCAUCUCUCAUCAACACCUGCGCAUACAUGGAGCAUCUCGUAUAUCUUGACCUGGUGUGUACUGCCGUCGACACUAGCUCCGGAUGGCCUGAAGAUCUGGGAUCUCUGGACGGGUUUCACUCGUUGCACAGGCUCAAGUUGGACUUCACAACUCAGCAGUUCGCUACACGGUUGUUGAACGCCAUUUCAUCAUCUCCGCUCACUUCGAUCGCCAUGGGCCUCGUUGAAGACGCUACGCCUCUCAGCUUCAGUCUCGUGCAGACACUGAAGUCGCUGUUCCCUACUUGCCUUCGGCAAGUAGCCAUUCAGUUUCCUCACGCAGAUCAACCAAGCGACUUCACCAUCUCGAGCUAUAUCCAUCCUCUCCUCCUUCUUAAGCAGCUGGACAAAGUCUCUGUCACGGUCACCGCAAAGUCUCCAACAGAAGACGAGAUACAUGACAUGAUAGAUGCCUGGCCCAGCCUAACUGAGCUAUCGCUAGACUACUGGGAUCCCGUCUCCCCACUCAGCAUCACAGCGCUUUCGUUCUUUGCCCUUGGCUGCCCUUCCUUGCGUAGUUUGAGCCUGGGGGAUGUCAGUCUUCGAGGGCAGCCGUUGUCAGGUGUUAAAGUAGUCACAUCCCAUCGCUUGCGUCAUCUUAGCAUGCGGUUGUCUGACGAACACCUGACGACUGCUGACAAGGUGACUUUGGCGCGCUUCCUGGAUGAUCUCUUCCCGCACCUUGAAGAAAGAAGCCUACUUUCGGGAUCUCAAUACUUCGAGGACAAAGAGCUUUGGGACGAGAUAGCCGCUAUCUUGAAGGGGUUCAAAGCGGCCAGAGCCCACGAACUGAGCCGCUUGCAGUCUGACGCCGACUCAAAGGCGGAGUCCAACAAAGCGACUGACAUAUAUCACACAAUCUAG